AUGACGAGCACGCUUCUAUGGGCUUUGGGGGCUCUCUCAUCAAAUUUGCUCGGCGCAUUGACUGCGACCACACGUUCUAACCACGAACAGUUUGCAGCCUCACUCGAUAGCAAAGCAGUAGUAUACUAUCCGGGAUCAGAACAAUUCAUUCAAGCCAGCGCAAGGUGGAGUGCCUCCCAAACUCCGCACUAUGAAAUGAUCGUCAAGGUUGCCACAGAAGAGGAUGUUCAAAAGACUAUCCUAUACGCUAAUGAGAACAAUCGACCCUUCCACACCAUUUCAGGCGGCCACGGAACAACGUCCUUGAUCAACAACGUCAUAAAUGGCGUAGGCAUCCUCAUGCACGAAAUGAACGACAUCACCAUCGUUGAUGAUGGCUCCGCGGCUCUCCUCGAAGGCGGCGUUCUCAACGGCGAUCUUAUCGCGUAUCUAUGGUCCCAUGGCAAGCUAACUAUGUCUACGGGCUGCGAUUGUGUAGGCUACAUCGCGCCCAUCCUUGGUGGCGGGCACGGCUGGCUACAAGGCCGAUACGGUCUCGCAGCCGAUCAGCUAAUAUCCGCGCGCAUUGUUCUCGCAAACGGAACAGCGAUUUCAGUAUGCGAGGAAAGUAACCCCGAUCUCUUCUGGGCCAUCCGUGGAGCUGGACAUAAUUUUGGCGUCGUGACGCAAGUCAAGAUGCGGAUCUAUGAUAGGGAGGUUGACCAGGAUCAGUGGGCCGCCAGUGGGUUUGUGUUUACGCACGAUAAACUGGAGGCUAUAUUUGCGCUUGCCAACGAGUGGCUGGAGAGCCCAGAGAGACCUAUCGAGUUGACGCAUUAUGGUCUAUUCGCUUUGAAUCCAGACGUCGACCCGUUGAAUCCUAUCGUCAUGAUGUGGAUAUACUGGCAAGGACCCGCGAUUCCGUCCAAGUACACAGACCCUUUAUACGCGCUCUCGCCCGUAGCCGUUGACGAAAGCGUGACCGAACUGCCCGAAGUCAACUCACACAUAUUUGCCAAUCGUGACGGGGCAUCCUGCGCGAAAGGACUAUCACGGGCUCUGGUCGGACUAUCUCUCAGAACCUACUCGCUCCCGGCACUACGCAAAGUCCUCAACAUUUUCACUGCCCUACCACCCGAGUUCCGCACCACUGUCAUGAUGCUAGAAGGCUAUGCUAAAAACCGCGUUGAGGAGAUUCCAGGCGAUAGUUCUGCGUUUCCAGACCGAGAUGAGAAAGUAUUGCUCUCCCCUGUUUUGACGUACCCGAAGAACGCCAGUCUGGAUGCCACUGCGCGGGAGAUUGGAGAGAAGAUACGGAACGCUUUAUUGGAAGGAACGGAUGGGAAAUUGAGAGCAUAUGUAAACUAUGCGACAGGUGUUGAGAGUAUGGAGGAGUUGUAUGGGUAUGAGCCUUGGAGGUUGGAGAAGUUGAGAAGGUUGAAGAACGAGUAUGAUCCGUUUGGGAAGUUCAACUUCUACGCUCCGAUCACCUGAGGAUGGGAGCUGGUGGCAGACCAUACGGAAAGGGAGAUGAAUUGGUUUACAAGUAUGUUAAUGGGUAUUGUAUUCUGCUUGACAGUGUGACCUUCUCUGUCGAUAGUCAUCUAGCUAUGCCAUAUUUCGACCUUGAAUCCGAUAGUCGC
Cucurbitaria berberidis CBS 394.84 is the source of this 1622-nucleotide messenger RNA. Its product is annotated as FAD-binding domain-containing protein. Gene Ontology annotation, molecular function: FAD binding. The record is from RefSeq and is a predicted model, not a curated record. The transcript has 3 exons. Lineage: Eukaryota; Fungi; Ascomycota; Dothideomycetes; Pleosporales; Cucurbitariaceae. The coding region runs from base 1 to 1473 and encodes 490 amino acids.